Lampris incognitus (smalleye Pacific opah) is the source of this 1784-nucleotide messenger RNA. It is a transcript of the gene serpinh1b, whose product is annotated as serpin peptidase inhibitor, clade H (heat shock protein 47), member 1b. Gene Ontology annotation, cellular component: endoplasmic reticulum. Gene Ontology annotation, biological process: collagen fibril organization; negative regulation of endopeptidase activity. The record is from RefSeq and is a predicted model, not a curated record. Bases 159 to 1376 code for a protein of 405 amino acids. Lineage: Eukaryota; Metazoa; Chordata; Actinopteri; Lampriformes; Lampridae. Gene Ontology annotation, molecular function: serine-type endopeptidase inhibitor activity. The transcript is spliced from 7 exons.
UUUGAAUUUCCCACUCCCACUUCUAGAAAUUUCUCUGUUAGGGUAUAUAGACCAGCAGAGAAAGGCAGGCGGAUACUAUUCUACAGAUCGCUCAACUCAGAAGAGGAAUUCUGCAAACCAGUGCCAGGGUUUCAUAGCUGCUUGUUCAAACAGAAAGGAUGUGGCUGACCAACAUUGUAGCUCUGUGCCUGCUUGCUGUCACGGCCUCUGCGGAGGACAAGAAACUGAGCAGCCAUGCCAGUACACUGGCUGACAACAGCGCUAACCUCGCUUUCAGUCUCUAUCACAACAUGGCAAAGGACAAGAACACAGAGAACAUCCUCAUCUCCCCCGUGGUGGUGGCCUCCUCUCUGGGGAUAGUGGCCCUCGGCGGGAAGGCCUCCACUGCCUCCCAGGUCAAAACUGUCCUGAGUGCCGACAGCCUGAAAGAUGAGCAACUGCACGCAGGGCUGUCAGAACUGCUGACUGAGGUGAGUGAUGCCAAGACACGAAACACAACCUGGAAGAUCAGCAAUCGCCUCUACGGUCCAAGCUCUGUCUCCUUUGCUGAUAACUUUGUGAAGAGCAGCAAAAAGCACUACAACUAUGACCACUCUAAAAUCAACUUCAGAGACAAGAGGGGCGCGGUGAACUCCAUCAACGACUGGGCCACCAAGUCCACCGGUGGCAAACUGCCCGAGGUCACCAAGGACGUGCAGAGCACAGAUGGAGCCAUGAUUGUCAACGCCAUGUUCUUCAAGCCACACUGGGAUGAGAAAUUCCACGAGAAGAUGGUGGACAACCGCGGCUUUCUAGUCACGCGAUCAUUCACUGUUGGUGUCCCCAUGAUGCACCGUACAGGUGUUUAUGACUUCUACGAAGACACAGAACAUGGUGUUAAUGUGCUGAACAUGCCUUUGGGCCAGAAGCAAACCUCUAUGAUCUUCAUCAUGCCCUUCCACCUGGAGCCCCUGGAGCGCCUGGAGAAGCUCCUGACCAGAAAACAGGUCGACACCUGGCUCAGCAAGAUGACCCAGACGGCCGUGGCCAUCUCCCUCCCCAAAGUCAGCAUUGAAGUCAGCCACAACCUACAGAAACAUCUUGCCAACCUCGGCCUGACGGAAGCUGUAGAUAAAGCCAAGGCCGACCUAUCCAACAUCUCUGGCAAGAAGGAUCUCUAUCUCUCCGAGGUCUUCCAUGCUUCAGCCCUGGAACUGGACACAGAAGGAAAUCCUAUUGACACCAGCAUCUUUGGCACGGAAAAGCUGAGGAAUCCUAAGCUUUUCUAUGUAGACCACCCCUUCAUCUUCCUGGUGAAAGACAACAAGACCAACUCCAUCCUAUACAUCGGCAGAAUGGUCCGGCCAAAAGGAGACAAGAUGCGCGAUGAGCUGUAACGUAGAUUUUUUUUUAAUGUUGUAACUGUGGUGCCAACCUUUUGUCACAGGUGAAAUUGUGUCAGGAAAAAAGUGUUCAUGUUUUCGAUAAUGUCAAGAGCACAUUCCAAUAGGCAAUCUGUGGACUGACUAUCUGAGCUUGCUGAUUUUACAGAAAGAUUUAACACUUGCAGGGAAUAAAUGUGAAUGAACACAAUAGGUCUUUUUAAAGUCUUUCAUAUGAUUUUUUUUCCAAUAUCCCAGAAUUCACCAAUAUGUGCCUUUAUUACCUUUUUUCUUGAAAAAAAAACAAACAAUUACACAAUGGCAGUCAGCAUGACACAGCAUGCUUUUAUUAAGUAUGGGAUCUCUAUUUCAACCCUUUUUACACAAUAGUGGAAGCCUCUUGGAUGAGAGGCGAAACGUCUU